AUGUCCAAUCAAUAUGUUAUCGUGCCUUAAAAUUAUCGAAGUGACAGUAUGGUAAGCAUAUCACCUGCUGACAAACGAUAUUUUGAACAGGCUCAGGCCAAGUAAAAAUCGCCUCCUCAACAAAUGAUGUUCGGAGGGUACUCGCCAUCACCUAGUCUUCAAAAAAGUUUAAGCACUCAAUUAUCAGAACAAAGCAUUGAUGAUUUUAGUAGGAUGUAAAAAGAUUCAGAUACUGAGUUAGUUGUGCAAUAUAUACUUUAAUUGAGAGACGCAGAUAAAAGAGAAUAAGCAUUAUCAGAGUUGUCCAAAAAAAGAGAAAGCUUUCCUCAUUUAGCACCUCUCUUAUGGCAUUCUGUUGGUACCAUAGCUAUAUUUCUAUAAGAAAUUGCAGUUGUAUAUCAGCAUUUACAACCAGCCUAGCUUACACAGGCUUAAUCUUCUAGAAUCUGCAGUGUUUUGGGAUUGCUACAAUGUCUUGCUCUACAUGUGUAAACAAGAUCUUGCUUCUUAAGAGCUCAUAUUCCAUUAUUUCUAUAUCCAUUUCUAAACACUAGUAACAAGAGCAAAGCGUUCGAAAACCUAAGAGUCACAAGUUUGGGUGUAAUAGGUGCUUUGGUGAAGGGAGAUGAUCCAGAGGCGAUUAAUUUUUUAAUGCAGACUGAAAUCAUUCCACUUUGUUUGAGAAUCAUGAAAAAAGGACAAGAACUCUCCAGAACAGUUGCUACAUUUAUAGUCUAGAAGAUCCUUCUCGAUGACAAUGGUCUCAAUUAUAUCUGUUAGACUCCUGAAAGAUUCUUUGCAGUCAGCUAAGUCUUACAAACCAUGAUUGAUGAUUUACAUCAAUCCUAAAAAGAUGACUAAAGAUUAUUGAGACACAUAAUUAGAUGUUAUUUGAGAUUAUCUGAAAACCAGAAAGCUGGGGAGGUCCUUAAAAAAUAUUUGCCACAAGUAUUAAAAGACCCAACUCAAUCUUUUAUUAAAGAUGAAGUGGUAAAAAAGUGGCAUAAUAAUUUGCUUCAAAAUCUUUCGAUCAAAUGAUAUAAUAAAUAUGUAUCUAAAAAAUAGAAAUCUUUGCUUAUUGACAAAUU
Molecule: messenger RNA, 1088 nt
Organism: Paramecium tetraurelia
Lineage: Eukaryota; Ciliophora; Oligohymenophorea; Peniculida; Parameciidae
Exons: 6
Biological process (GO): mRNA catabolic process; negative regulation of translation
Cellular component (GO): P-body; CCR4-NOT complex; CCR4-NOT core complex
Source: RefSeq, a predicted model, not a curated record